Penicillium canariense is the source of this 735-nucleotide messenger RNA. RefSeq names its product microtubule-binding protein BIM1 (gene eb1). The record is from RefSeq and is a predicted model, not a curated record. Gene Ontology annotation, biological process: spindle assembly; regulation of microtubule polymerization or depolymerization; protein localization to microtubule plus-end. The transcript is spliced from 5 exons. The annotation marks the transcript as partial. NCBI's taxonomy places the organism in Eukaryota, Fungi, Ascomycota, Eurotiomycetes, Eurotiales, Aspergillaceae. Gene Ontology annotation, molecular function: microtubule plus-end binding. Gene Ontology annotation, cellular component: microtubule organizing center; cytoplasmic microtubule; spindle midzone.
CAAGAACUCCUGGCAUGGUUGAACAACCUGCUCCAGUUGAACAUCACCAAAAUCGAGCAGUGCGGAACCGGUGCUGCGCUAUGCCAGAUCUUUGAUUCGAUAUUUUUGGACGUGCCGAUGUCCCGGGUCAAGUUCAAUGUCAACAGCGAAUAUGCCUACCUUCAAAACUUCAAGGUUCUCCAGAACGUGUUUGCUCGCCACAAUGUCGACAAGCCCAUACCCGUCCAGUCCCUCAGCAAGUGCCGUAUGCAGGACAACCUUGAAUUCCUCCAGUGGGUCAAGAAGUACUGGGAUCAGCACUACCCCGGUGGUGAAUACGAUGCGGUGAGUCGCCGGAAGGCCUCCGGUGCUCCCAGCGCCACCCCCGGUGCCCGCGCUCCCUCUUCCGGCUCGCGUCGUGGAGCCACUCCCACCACAGCUGCUGCCCGCGGUCCCCGGGUGGCCGCCUCCGCAGGCGGCGGCGGUGGCGGCGCCGCGACAGCGGCCCUGCAACAGGAGAUUGCGACACAGAAGGAGGCCAUCGCUGGCCUUGAGAAGGAACGGGAUUUCUACUUUGCCAAGCUGCGCGACAUCGAGCUGCUGCUGCAGACCGCCAUCGAGGAGAACCCGGAGAUCGAGAGAGAGGAGGACACGCUGGUGAAGCAUAUCCAGGGCAUUCUGUACUCUACCGAGGAUGGAUUCGAAAUCCCCGCUGAGACGGAAGAGGGCGUAGCCGAUGACCUCGAGACAUUCUAA